This is a messenger RNA of Anarrhichthys ocellatus (wolf-eel), 1643 nucleotides long. RefSeq names its product N-acetyltransferase 8 (gene nat8). The transcript has a single exon. The coding region runs from base 472 to 1143 and encodes 223 amino acids. The record is from RefSeq and is a predicted model, not a curated record. Gene Ontology annotation, molecular function: N-acetyltransferase activity. Lineage: Eukaryota; Metazoa; Chordata; Actinopteri; Perciformes; Anarhichadidae.
AUACGUACAUGUGUACAUACAUGCAUACACACAGACAGACAGACAGACAGACAGACGUAGUUAGAAUGAGCCUCUAUAUUGCACAACCCAGUUAGCUGGUCAGGCUUUAAUAGCAGUGCUAUCCACGCAGCUUAUGAGCUAAUGAUGUGUUUCACAUGUAACAUCUGUGUUGGCUCAGUUAUUAGGAACAACAGCUGUUGGAGUAGUUCAUGAAAAUGUACAGCAUGUUUCUCUGCAAUGUGAAGAAGUGAAAGAAGUAUUUAAAGUUUCAGAAAUGGGAUUAUCAAAGUGCCAGUACUACCACUGUAAUGACAACAUGAUGCACUCCAAUGAGAGUUUUAGGGACAUGCUUCAGCACACUGUGAUGCUGAGAAGACACAGAAUUAAAGGACAAAAGAACGAAUAUAUGAUUGCAAAGUGAUUUAUCUGGUUGUUUUGACCUCCUGUUGUUUUACAGAGCAGGGCUGAGCCAUGGCCAGUGUUGAGGUCCGGAGGUAUCGGGAUGACGACGCCGAGGCCGUGAAGGAGAUCUUCACCAUGGGGAUGAGCGAGCACAUCCCUUCGUCCUUCAUGCACAUCCUGAAACAGCCGCCGACCCAAAUGGUGCUCAUGUGCGUGUUCUGCGCUCUCAUGACCAGCUCCAAGUCCUUCCUGUUCCCCAUCCUCGCCGUCACCCUCCUCCUGGCCGGUGCCAGGCAGUUUGUCGUCUACAUUUUCAACAAAUACAUCGACACCUCCCUCAAGCAGGACCUCAAAGACAUCAGUGAGACCUACAUGCAGAAGGACUCGUGCUUCUGGGUGGCUGAAGUUGACGGUCGGGUGGUGGGCAUGGUGGCUUGCCUUCCUAAUGACAAUGCGCCUGCAUGCUUGGAGUUGAAGCGCAUGUCUGUCCACCGCAGUCACCGCGGGAUGGGCGUCGCUAAGGCUCUGUGUCGAACAGUAGCUGACUUUACCCAUGACAGAGGUUACGCAGCAGUCGUCUUGCACACCUCUGUGGUGCAAACGGACGCUCAGAAGCUGUACGAGCACAUGGGCUACGAGAAGACAAGAGAGUUCGUGCUUCCGGAGCUGGCGGCCAAAAUCACAAACUUCACUCUGUUUGAAUACAGACUCGAUCUACACAAAGAUGGGAAAAGUGACUGAGUGGUCUAACAUGUCACGGCGACAGUGCUGUCCAUUCAUCCAGUGUCUAUGCUUAUGCUUUCCCAGCAUGCAUUGCUCUAACCCUAACCACACACUCGGGUCAGGCGACAGUAUCCACAUGAGGAACUGUUUACUACACACAGUAGAAAGGUUUGGCUUGUUUUCUCUUCUUACACACACACACACACACACACACACACACACUCUGAUCAUUUUCAUUGUUCUUAGUUGAUAUAUAACUGACAGUCUUGCUUCUUCAAAGUGCUUUGAUUAUUUCAUUUUGUCAAUGAUUUCCUUUCUGAAUGACAUUAAAAUAAACCGAUGGAUCUACGAUGCUCCUACCGUUUCUUUUGUGUAACAUUAAGAACUUCUAUCGACCAUGUACUGAGGUAUCAAAGUAUUACCCUCUGUGUGUUAUUUCUACUUCACCUUUCUCUGCUAAUGAGCUGUGUUCUAUCUCUAGAGAGCAAUCUCACCAGUUGUCAGAUUUGUUCAUAGCA